AUGAAGUAUGUUAUGGACCUGCUAGCAGAUACUAGAAUGCUUGACUGUAAACCAGCUGAUACACCUAUUGUUGAGAAUCAUAAACUUGGGAUUUAUGUGGAUCAGGUCCCAACUAAAAAGAAAGAUACCAAAGUAAGCGUUGCUAGCCAAUUUAUGCAUUCACCUAGUGAGGAUCAUAUGGUUGCUGUGAUGCAUAUUCUAAGUUACUUAAAGUUUGCUCCUAGGAGAGGUUACUUCACCUUUGUUGACGAUAACCUAGUUACAAGGCGUAGCAAAAAGCAAAAUGUUGUGUCUCAGUCCUCUACAGGGUUUGAGUACAGAGGGAUUGCCCAAGGGGUUUAG
Molecule: messenger RNA, 342 nt
Organism: Prunus armeniaca (apricot)
Lineage: Eukaryota; Viridiplantae; Streptophyta; Magnoliopsida; Rosales; Rosaceae
Source: the annotation of a GenBank genome assembly